CUUUUGAGGGGGCUUUACGGUUCCGUUUGAACACAACAGUACUCCGUAAAGGGAGAGUGAAAGAGAGGGAAGGGAACUGUUGAGCCAUAAAGGCUUUGGCUUUAGCAUGCGAGUCGGGGAUCAAUAAAAAGGAAGGGGAGAGCGUCCAAGAAAGGAAGAGAGAGCGAAUAAGAGAAUAAAGAAUGCAAGACCUGAAGAAGACGAAGCAGCAGCCGGUGGGCAACGAAGAUUCCAAGAAGAAGGAGCGCCACAUUGUUACGUGGACUCAAGAGGAGGAUGAUAUACUCCGGGAGCAAAUUGGCCUUCAUGGAACCGACAACAGUUGGGCGAUUAUUGCGUCCAAGUUCAAGGAUAAGACGACGAGACAGUGUAGAAGAAGGUGGUACACAUACUUGAAUUCUGAUUUCAAGAAAGGGGGGUGGUCGCCGGAGGAAGACAUGCUCUUGUGCGAGGCUCAGAAGAUAUUUGGUAACAGAUGGACAGAAAUAGCAAAAGUGGUUUCAGGCAGAACGGAUAACGCUGUAAAAAACCGUUUCUCCACCCUGUGCAAGAAGAGAGCAAAAUAUGAAGCCUUAGCAAAAGAGAAUGCCAGUUCAUACAUCAAUCCAAACAACAAAAGGGUUUUAUCCCAAAAUGGGUUCAAUUCAGAUGGAACUUCAGAAACUGCAGCACCUAUAAAGAAGAUGAGGAGGACCUACAUCUCUGAUCUCACAGGAAAUUACAACUUAAGAGACAGAUCACAUAAGCAAAGUGGAACGAUGAAUCAGCAGCUAAGAGCUCCUUUUGCUGUUUUAGUUCAGAACUUCCACAAUGUGAAUGAUUUGCCAGCACAACUUCAAGUCGACAACGCCAAGGAAAUCCUCAAGAAUGCAGCUCAGAAUGGCAAGAUUCAGGGAACAUUUCUAAAAAAAGAUGACCCAAAGAUAACUGCUUUGAUGCAACAAGCAGACUUGCUCAGUUCACUUGCAUUAAAAGUUAAUACAGAGAAUACAGACCAGAGUCUUGAAAAUGCCUGGAAGGUUCUUCAAGAGUUCUUGAACCGAAGCAAAGAAAGUGAUAUUCUCAGUUAUAGAAUCCCUGACAUUCAUGAUCUUCAACUUGAAGAUAUCAAGGACUUGGUAGAGGACUUACGGAGUAGUGACGAGGGAAGUCAAUUAUCAUGGAGGCAACCUGAUCUGUAUGAGGAGUCUCCUGGCAGCUCUGAAUACAGCACAGAAUCAACUUUCCUGGUGCAUACUGCUGGUAAUAAAACAGAACAAGCACAAGCUGAGAUAGGUUCACUGCAUCAAGAUAUCAGAACUGGGUCACAAUCAAUUCAUAUUGGAGAGCAAAAGGAAGUUGGUGAAUGUGAGAAAGGGGUGAUUUUUGGUGCAACCACAAAGCAAGGGAUAUUCAUGUCUUGUGAUGAACAACCAAACGAUGACGGAGUUGUUUCUGCCUCAUCAAGUACAGAGUUUGGUUCCCCUCUUCAAGUAACCCCAUUGUUCAGAUCAUUAGCAGCAGGAAUCCCCAGCCCAAAAUUCUCAGAAAGUGAAAGGAGCUUCCUACUAAAAACACUUGGAAUGGAGUCCCCUUCCCCCGACCCAAGUUCUAAUCCUUCACAACCACCAACCUGCAAAAGAGCCCUUCUCCACAGUCUAUAGCCAACCUUUCUGAUUUACCCUCACAAUAGAAAAUUUAUAUGCUCCAGAUCCAUUCUUGAGUUCUUGUCUUCUCGUUUGAAUUCAGUUUCUUAGGUUUGCAGCCAUUCCGGCCUGAAAUUUUACAUAGGCAUGUUGAGAUCUGCAUUCCAAGAGCCCCAGAUCUAGAAUGUUAUGGUGCAUUUUGCCAUUCUCCAACACAUCUAACGUGUUCUUCAUUUUUUCUUCCCUACCACAGUUACUACCUUGAUACUCACAUAAAAUCCAGUGUGCUCGGUGUGUCACUUUUUUGUUUUUCUUCUCGUGCUAUGUGGUUUUGGGUGUUCCAGUUUUUGGUCUUUAUUUAUGAUUUGUACAGAACCUGUUAUAUAGUCCCUAGUCAUUCAGAGUGUAAGUAUAUAUCGGCAGCUCGCCUAUAUCCCACCUAGGAUAUAUGAUGAAAGACAGAGUAAAGAGGCAAAAAAAAAAAAAAGAAGAAAGAAAGUAAAGGAGAAUUAACCAGUUGAAAUGGAUUCCCAUUUGUUGUUUUUGGGUGUGCAAAGGGUAUAGAAUAAGGCCUUAUUUUUUAUUUUUUUCCCCCUGAUUUCUGAUGUAAUGAAACUUAGUAUGAAUGGAUUGCAAGUGUAUUCUGGUUUUGGUGUGCA
This is a messenger RNA of Alnus glutinosa, 2284 nucleotides long. Its product is annotated as transcription factor MYB124. Gene Ontology annotation, biological process: regulation of DNA-templated transcription. Bases 183 to 1643 code for a protein of 486 amino acids. Gene Ontology annotation, molecular function: RNA polymerase II cis-regulatory region sequence-specific DNA binding; DNA-binding transcription factor activity, RNA polymerase II-specific. Gene Ontology annotation, cellular component: nucleus. The record is from RefSeq and is a predicted model, not a curated record. Lineage: Eukaryota; Viridiplantae; Streptophyta; Magnoliopsida; Fagales; Betulaceae. The transcript is spliced from 12 exons.